Schizophyllum commune H4-8 is the source of this 1598-nucleotide messenger RNA. Its product is annotated as cytochrome P450. Gene Ontology annotation, molecular function: iron ion binding; monooxygenase activity; heme binding. The transcript is spliced from 14 exons. Bases 25 to 1491 code for a protein of 488 amino acids. Lineage: Eukaryota; Fungi; Basidiomycota; Agaricomycetes; Agaricales; Schizophyllaceae. The record is from RefSeq and is a predicted model, not a curated record.
CUGCGCCGGAGGCAUCGCUCGGGAAUGUCGCUACCACCGGGGCCGUCAGGCCUACCCAUUGUCGGAAAUCUCUUCGACGUCCCCGUCGACUUUCAAUGGCUCAAGUACGCUGAGUGGUCGAAGAAGUUCGGCUCCGAUGUUAUCCACCUCGACGUUGGCGGGAUGCCAGUAGUCGUACUGCACUCGUUCGAGGCAUGCUUUGACUUGCUUGAGAAACGAUCAAGCGAGUACUCCAGUCGCGCUGAUACCCCAAUGUUGGAUCUCAUGGGGUGGGAAUUCCAGAUCACGUCAAUGAAGUACGGGCCCCGGUGGCGCGAGCACAGACGUGCCCUCCAUAGCUUCCUCAACAUCGACACCGUCCGACGCUUUCGUCCUCGGCAGCAAAGGGCCACGCACACGUUUCUGCGACGCAUGCUGGAUGCUUCAUCAGAAAAUCUUCGCACAGAAUUACGCUUUAUGCUUGCUUCUACCAUCAUGGAUAUCACCUACGGCAUUGACGCCCUGCCCGAGAACGACCCAUACACUCAGGUCGCAGACCGCGCCUUCAAGGCGGGCGCCAUCGCAGCCGUUCCGAACUCAUACUCGGUCAACAUCUUCCCAGCCUUGAUGCAUUUGCCCGAGUGGAUGCCCGGCUCAGGAUUCAAAAAGCACGCUCGUAAAUGGAAGCCGGUGACGGAGGAGAUGGUGAAUGCGCCCUUCGAAGAGACGUUGCGACAAAUGGAGUCCGACUCUGCGCGAAGCUCCUUCGUUUCGUUGUCACUGGAGAAAGCACGCGCGAAAGAUGAUAUUGCUCAAGAGGAGGUCGUCAAGAAUACCGCCGCCAUCAUGUAUAUCGGUGCUAUGGACACGACCGUGGCGACCCUGAUCAGCUUCGUUCUUCAUAUGCUGGAGAAUCCCGACAUCGCAAGGCGCGCACAGCUCGAGCUUGACAGCGUGCUCGAGCCAGGCAAGCUACCCGAAUUCGACGACGAGGAACGUCUGCCAUACACUACCGCGGUCGUGAAGGAGACGAUGCGGAUGUAUCCGGCUGCACCAGUGGCUGUACCUCAUCAGCAUACUGGAGAGACGGACGACGUUUAUCGCGGGUUUGCCAUCCCGAAAGGCAGCGUCGUGAUACCUAACGUUUGGGCCAUGGCGCACGACGAGCUGGCGUACCCAGAGCCAUAUGUGUACAAGCCAGAGAGGUUUUUAAGCGAAGACGGAAAGCUCAACCCUGCAAUCUGUGACCCCGCGUCUUUCGUUUUCGGGUUCGGACGACGCAUAUGUCCAGGCAAACACAUGGCGCUCGCGUCAACUUGGCUGACAAUCGCUUCCACCUUGCGCGUGUAUGACAUCGAGAAAGCCAAGCGACCAGAUGGGACGCCUAUCGAGCCCAAGCGAGAAUACAAGUCAGCUACCCUUCAAUCCCCCGAAGCGUUCGAGUGCAACUUUGUACCGCGCAGUGAGGACGCCAUUAGGAUGAUACGAGAAAGCGCAGAGCAAAAUAUAUAGAUAUCAUACGGACGAAUUCCUAACCCCGUGAUUCGUGGUUCCCCUUCGAAACUGUGGAAACUAUAGCACUCUUCGCGUUGAAAAUGGGACAGGUUUUUGGAAGUCUA